Hypanus sabinus (Atlantic stingray) is the source of this 4849-nucleotide messenger RNA. It is a transcript of the gene bbs2, whose product is annotated as Bardet-Biedl syndrome 2. NCBI's taxonomy places the organism in Eukaryota, Metazoa, Chordata, Chondrichthyes, Myliobatiformes, Dasyatidae. Gene Ontology annotation, molecular function: protein binding. The record is from RefSeq and is a predicted model, not a curated record. The transcript has 18 exons. Gene Ontology annotation, cellular component: BBSome; neuron projection; membrane. Gene Ontology annotation, biological process: non-motile cilium assembly. Bases 499 to 2685 code for a protein of 728 amino acids.
CCCACCACACCUACCAGGUGGCCAAUCCGACUCUGCCAGGGACCGUGGUACCUCCCAAUAUCUCAAGUACAACGGUCAGUUUAGCCCGGCAGUGGGAAGAGGAGAAGAAAUUAACUUUUGGAGCAAGCAUUCUGAAUCGAAGUAUUUCAGGUCACGGUCGAACUACCCUACUGGUGUGAGUUUGGGUUCACCUGCCGUCAUGGAACAAGAUUUAAGUCCCGCCCUCAAUCAACAUGCGUGAUGCUUGCUUGAUGUCAUCGGGUAGCAACGGAGAGACGCGGCGAGCGGGCGGUCUGAAGCCGGAGCGCCCACCCGAGGCCGGAGCGAAGUCGGCAGCCCAAGGGUCUGCCCGAAGCCGCAAACGAGCUGGAAGGCCGGGCACGAACGGAGGCCGAGGCGAACGAGCGGUUCUGUUCGCGUGAGGUUAGGCCUGAGCAACUCGGGCCCCGAUUUACUAAGCGGGCUGCAAGCAGUUCAGCACGGCUCUAGGUGAUAACCAUGCUUGUUCCAGUGUUCAGCCUCAAGUUGAACCACAGAAUUAACCCUCGAAUGGUGUCUGUUGGAAAAUAUGAUGGCAUACACCCCUGUUUGACUGCAGCAACGCAGGCUGGAAAGGUCUUUAUACACAACCCACAUAUUCGUAGCCAGCGUGUUGUAGCUAACAAUUUAUUACAAGGUGGCCUGGAUUCCGACACCUACCUCUUAAAUAUAAACCAGAAUGUCAGCUGUCUAACUGCAGGAGUACUUAAUCCCACACUUGGCUAUGACACAUUGCUCGUAGGAACACAGACUAAUCUAUUGGCCUAUGAUGUACAUAACAACAGUGAUGUUUUCUAUAAGGAGGUGGCAGAUGGAGCUAAUGCAGUAGUGCUGGGGCAGCUGGGGGACAUACCCUGCCCACUGGCUAUUAUUGGAGGGAAUUGUACACUCCAAGGUUUCGAUCAGGAAGGAAAUGAUCUUUUCUGGACGGUCACUGGGGAUAAUGUACGAUCGCUGGCUCUCUGUGAUUUUGAUGGUGAUGGGAAGAAGGAGCUUCUGGCUGGUUCAGAGGACUUUGACAUCAGAGUUUUCAAAGAUGAUGAAAUUAUGGCAGAAAUGUCAGAGACAGAAGUUAUCACAGCGCUGUGUCACAUGCGUGGAAGUCGAUUUGGAUAUGCCCUGGCAAAUGGCACUGUAGGAGUAUAUGACCGAGUUACACGCUACUGGAGAAUUAAGUCUAAAAAUCAUGCCAUGAGUAUUCAUGCUUUUGACUUGAACUCGGAUGGUGUUUGUGAGUUGAUCACAGGCUGGUCAAAUGGGAAGAUUGACGCACGCAGUGACCGCACUGGUGAAGUCAUCUUUAAAGAUAACUUUAGCUCCUCUAUUGCUGGAAUUGUGGAGGAAGAUUACAGGAUGGAUGGACAGACACAGCUAAUCUGCUGCUCAACAGAAGGAGAAGUUCGAGGCUACCUGCCUGCCAGCUGGGAGAUGAAAGGAAAUCUGAUGGACAGCAAUGCAGAACAAGAUUUGAUUCGUGAACUGAGCCAACGCAAACAGAAUCUAUUGCUUGAGCUGCGUAACUAUGAGGAAAAUUCAAAGAUUGCCCUGAAUGCUCUUGGAGGGGAAGGGGAUGGACAAAUGGGCAUCAUUCCAGCCAAUACACAACUGCAGACAAGCCUGUCUGUUAACAUGGGCACUGACAACCAGAGUCCACAUGUGGAGUUGAACAUUUCUACAUUCAAUGACACAAUCAUUCGGGCUGUACUUAUCUUCGCCGAAGGUAUAUUUAAUGGAGAGUCUCAUGUCGUUCAUCCCAGUGCACACAAUCUCUCUGGACAUAUCCAGGUUCCCAUUGUUCCACCAAAAGAUGUCCAAGUGGAUCUACACAUCAAGGCUUUUGUGGGCUACAGAAACAGCAUGCAGUUUCAUGUGUUUGAACUGACAAGACAGCUGCCACGAUUUUCAAUGUAUGCACAAUGCACUCCAGGAACUGGUGCUGAACCUCGGAGUUAUGUCACCUUCACAAUCAGUGAUCGUAUGCAGAGGGUUGUGAUGUGGAUAAAUCAGAACUUCCUCUUACCUGAAGAUAUUGAGUGCCCAUCUGCACCAUUGGAAGUCUGCUUCAUAUCCCUGAGAGACAGUGGGCAGCUGAUUAUUAAAAUGAAUAUUAAUGGAGAGGUUGCCAUUAGAACAGAAGAUAUUGACCUUGCUGGUGAAAUAAUCCAGUCUUUGACGUCAUUUCUAGCUAUUGAAGACCUUCAAGUAGAAGCAGACUUCCCUGCCUACUUUGAAGAACUCCACCAGGUGCUAGUCCAGGUGGAUGGUUAUCAUUCUGUGCAUCAAAAACUCACUGCCGAGAUGGCCGAUCACUCUAACCUGGUCCGUAGCUUGUUGAUUCGGGCAGAAGAUGCACGUCUGAUGGGUGACAUGACAAACAUGAAGAAGGGAUACAUGGAACUGAAUGACUUAAAUCGAGAUUUGAUAAAUGGUUACAAGAUUCGCUGUAACAAUCAUACAGAGCUUCUAAGCUGUCUACGAGCAGUAAAUCAGGCAAUCCAGAGGGCUGGACACCUACGAGAGUUACGGAGCACCAGUCCAACGAUCCGCAACAUCCAGCAACGCACCUAUUUAACUCACAGGACAAUUUACAAAGACCAAUUAACCUUCCAAUCUCUUUGGAUGGUGGGAGGAAACCAGAGCACCUAGAGGAAACCCAUACACUCAUGGAAAGGACAUACAGAGGACAUUAGAAUUGAACUCCAGUGCCCAAGCUGUAUAAUAUCAUGCUAAAUGCCACACUACUGUGGUGGCCCACAGGAAAUCUUUUCACUAUAAUGGAUAAUUUGCAAUUUCCUGUUUCAACUACAAUGUAAAGAUAACUGAAUAGGAUACUCAUUAAAUGUGUUUACAAUGCCCACCCUCCCAUCUGACUUCACUAUAUGAGACGCACUGUAUAAUCAAUUGGUUCUUUACUUCAUUUCCAACAGAUCUAUUAGUCAUGGUCAUGGAAUACAUGGUGUUGGAUCCUGCGUUCUGGGUAAUGCCAGACACACGUUAAAAACUUAUUAGAAUGCAAGAAAACACAUGAGUAUUUAUGCCUUCCAUAACUCAAUUGUGAGUAAAUUUCAUUUGCAGGUCAAUAUAUAGUUACAUCCAAAUAUUGCAAAAGAAUGUGCAUUGGCCAUGGGAAGCCAUAGUGAGAAAGAGAACAACUGUAGAUGGAGUAGAGAGCACAGAUGAAUGAGAGCAUGCAGUGGCAAAGGAAUGGAGCUAUAACAUUAAAGACAGACUAUAGCACAAGCAAUAGAAUAGUUUACGAAGAAACAGGAAAUGGGUACCUGCUCCACCACUCAGUCGUCUAUCCACUAAAUAUGCAACUGAGCGUGAAAUAAGGAGGUAGGAAACGCAGCAUUACAGUCUACAUCAAGAGGAAAACAGACUCACAUCCAACUCAUACAGGAACACACACGAGUACAUAUGCUCUCAACCAACUAAGGCAUCUCUAAGACGUGUAUGGUCUUUAAGUUGGUGUCCUGAAUCAGGGCCGCAGUGAUCAAAACCCCAUUUUAUUGGAGUUAUCAAUUAAUUUGUCAAUAUUAUCAUUACAAUCACACAACAUGGAACUUCAGACAGUGUUAUCCGAGCAGCAGGAUAUGCCUAGUCAAAUAGCUCUUUCUUGAAGUUCUGCCAGAGAGCAUUUACUUUCCCAACAUUCAAGUACAUUUCAGGCACCUAACCCAAGAGACCUUUGGUGUCAGUUUGCAAUUACUAGUUCCAAUCUACAAUACUUGAUAAACUUCUAACAAUUCCAAGUGAAAAUAUUACUGCUGAUAAAGAAACACUUACUGAAUUAAUUUGCUAAACUGAAUUCACAAUUUGGACCAUUUACCUUCUGUUACAAAACAGUACAAAAAUGUACUUGGAGUUAUUGUGAUCAACUGGCCCAGCAUGCAUAUUCCAUGUUUCUCAGAUUUCCAUCUCUCAUUUCCUGAGCAUUCUCAGCUCUUGUUUCAGCUCCCUUGGCCCCACUUAUUCCUUAAACUUUGCUGGCUGUUGUUCCACCCAUCUUUGGUUUAGUGUCUGUUUUUAAAGAGUAUAUCAAACUUACAGUUCUCCCAGCAAAAUGUACUCCAUUCUUUUAAAAUACCCUGGAUAUUUUGCAUUUGCGGUAGAGUAUAAGUUAUCACUUCCACCCUUCUGUUUAAAAACGGUCAACCACUACUUACCACUUCAUAUGGCAACUACAAGUCUGUCCUGAGUCUCCAGUACAUUGCUUUAAUGGAUUACUUGGAGGUAAGGGGAAAUUUUGAGCCUACUGGUCUCCUGCUCUUGCAGUAUGCUUUUUCUUACAGUGUGCUUGCAGGUGCAGUUGUCCACUAGAAAGGUGGCCCUUAGCUGAUGAAACAAGUCCAGCAUAGUAGUCUGUCUGUUGUCAUCCCCACAGUGACAACCAUUUAUCUCCUGAUCUCAGGCUUACUGACUCUCAAAGCUUAAAUGCCUUGCCUUGUGAGCAUCAUUGCUAAACAGAAAUUUAUUUUAACACUAACACUUCGCAUACAAACAAUAAAAAUACAUUUAUGUUAAUGAAUUAAGUUAAAUAAAAAGGAGAUUAAUGUCUAUUAUUUGUUCUAUUGCCUUUUCUUCCCACUUUUUCUGAGAGACCCAGCCACUGAACCAGUGCCUGCUUAACUUGGUACAAAUCCAUUGAGCGUAUUGAAAUCCAUUGGAAGAAAGAGUCCAGAAUUUGUAAUUUGAUUAAACACAGUUGAUUGUUUUUGUAAUAUUUUUAGUCUUUAAAAUACCACAUUUAUUUUGGAUGAAAUGUAGGUCUUUCUGAAUUGUUAUUAAAGGUAAUUUCACUUUUGAUUAU